AAUGGCACGAUCCAUUUCUCAUGUCUUAUUUUCACUUGUUCUUUGCAUUCUGCUGCAAGAUCAUAUCCAAGCACUCAGACAGUCGUAUAUUGUAUACUUAGGAUCACAUUCUUUUGGUCCAAAUCCUUCUUUGGUUGAUCUUGAAUCUGUCACAGACUCUCACCAUGAUUUCCUUGGAUCUUACCUGGGAAGCAUCGAAAAGGCCAAGGAAGCAAUCUUUUAUUCUUAUAAUAGAUAUAUCAAUGGGUUUGCUGCAGUACUUGAGGAAGAUGAAGCAGCAAAUAUUGCAAAGCAUCCCAGUGUCAUAUCAGUUUUCUUAAACAAAAGGCAUAAAUUGCACACAACACACUCCUGGAACUUCCUUGGGUUAGAAAGAAAUGGUGCGUUUCCACCUCAGUCAGUAUGGCGGAAGACUAAGGGUGAAGAUGUCAUUAUUGGAAAUAUCGAUACAGGUGUUUGGCCUGAAUCCAAGAGUUUUGGUGAUGAAGGGUUUGGACCCAUCCCAAAAAGAUGGCGUGGAAUCUGUCAAACGGAGGAUAAUUUUAAAUGCAACAGGAAGCUUAUUGGAGCAAGAUACUUCUACAAAGGCUAUGAGGCAUUUAUUGGUAAAAAACUGAAUACGUCGAUAGUUAGUGCACGCGACCACGAUGGUCAUGGUUCACAUACUUUAUCAACAGCUGGUGGUAACGCUGUUCCUGGAGCUAAUGUUUUUGGGUUUGGCAAUGGAACUGCAAGUGGUGGAUCACCAAAAGCUCGAGUUGCAGCCUACAAGUCGUGCUGGCCUCCGGGAUGUUCUGAUGCAGAUAUUCUUGCUGCUUUUGAGGCUGCCAUAAGUGAUGGUGUGGAUGUGAUUACCAUGUCUGUGGGUUCAGAUAGUCCACCUGAGUUUUAUCAAAGUGGUAUAUCUAUAGGGUCCUUCCAUGCAGUUUCCCACGGCAUAACAUUGGUGGCUUCUGGAGGAAAUUCAGGACCUAUUCUUGGAUCUGUGUCCAACAUUGAACCGUGGACUCUCACUGUUGGAGCAAGCACAAUCGACAGAGACUUCGUUAGUAAUGUUAUACUUGGUAACGGGAAAAUCUUCAAGGUAUGCUGUUUACACAUACAACCUUGUUUUUGUCUUGUUCUUUUUCGUUUUCAAGGCAGCAUUGAAAACCCAAAUCAUGAGCCACUGACCUACCCUCCUUUUUGUUUUGUUAUUGCUAGGGAGCUAGCCUUUCAAGUCCAUUCUUGCAGCUUUUUUUGCACGAAUGAGACUCUUGAUGCUAGGAAGGUGAAGGGAAAGAUAUUGGUGUGUCUUCGCGGCGUAAAUGGUAGAGUAGAGAAGGGUGUUGUAGCUGCUAGUUUAGGAGCUGUUGGAAUGAUUCUGGCUAAUAAUGCGGGCGAAGGUGAUGAAAUUAUAUCCGAUCCCCAUGUGCUUCCUGCUACACAUGUUGGCUUUGAGACUGGCAAAUACAUUUAUAGUUACAUCAACCGUACCAAGUUUCCCGUAGCUUCUAUUUCUAGAGUGAGAACAAAACUGGGUACGAAGCCAGCUCCAGUUAUGGCUGCAUUUUCAUCAAGGGGUCCCAAUCUCCUCGACCCAGCAAUCCUCAAGCCUGAUAUCACUGCACCAGGAAUCAACAUCAUUGCUGCUUAUACUGAAGGCCAAGAUCCCACAAAACCUGACCAAAUAAUAACUCCUUACAUUGCAUUGUCUGGCACCUCAAUGUCGUGUCCUCAUGUUGCUGGUGUUGUUGGGUUGCUCAAAGCCCUCCAUCCUAAUUGGAGCCCAGCUGCUAUUAAGUCAGCAAUCAUUACCUCAGCAACUACAAAAGAUAACUCUAGAAGGGUUAUCCGAGCUUCAUCAUUGGAGAAGACAACACCAUAUGACUUGGGUGCAGGCCACAUUCGACCUAAUCGUGCUGCAUACCCCGGACUUAUAUAUGACCUAAAUACUACUGAUUAUUUAAACUAUUUGUGUGGUCGUGGCUACGACAGUUCCCAGAUUAUGUUGUUCUACGGCAAGCCUUUCACUUGUCCGAAGUCCUUCAGUUUAGCAGAUUUCAAUUACCCAACAAUCACGAUUCCUCGGAUUGAGUAUGGACAAUCUGUGAAAGUUUCUCGAACAGUUACAAAUGUUGGGUCCCCAAGCGUGUAUAGAGUUCGCAUUGAGGCGCCACCAAACGUUGCAGUUUCUGUUGAUCCUGCGGAACUAAAGUUCAAGGAAAAGGGUGAGAAAAAAGAGUUUCGAGUUUCAUUGACCUUGAAGUCCAAAACUGAGAACACCACUGAUUUCGUAUAUGGGUCGUUGACAUGGACUAAUCACAAGAACCGCGUUAGGAGUCCAAUUGUAGUUGUCUUGAAUAGUUUCUGAGUUUGUGUUUGUAUUUUAUCUUUGCAAUAAUGGUUCUGUUGAACAAUC
Molecule: messenger RNA, 2401 nt
Organism: Vigna umbellata (rice bean)
Lineage: Eukaryota; Viridiplantae; Streptophyta; Magnoliopsida; Fabales; Fabaceae
Source: RefSeq, a predicted model, not a curated record